AUGGAAGCAACUGCGAGAAUCUUAAGCAGCUCUGCUCAGAAUCGCCGUCUCCUUCUCAGAAAAAUCACUGUGAAACCAGAUUCUCGUCCGCUCAAAUCCACAAGUGAGCUCUGUUUUCCCUUUCAGAAUGCCGUCGCUUCCGGGGAAUCCUCACUCUCCGUCGCUCGUGUUCGAUGCUCUUCGCUUCCCACGAAAGCGAAUCUCUUCAAGUCACUCUUCUCUCUAACGUCGAAUUUCCGUCUCGAGGGCUCCGCCGUUCACGCCAACCCAUUCCGAUCCAAACCCAACGACGGCGUCGCAAUUUGGAACAGAGCUCCGAGGAGCGUGAACGGAGGUCUAGGAAACGCGACGGCGUUCGGCGGGGAAGGGAAAGAGACGACGGUGGUUCUCCUCGGUUGGUUAGGAGCGAAAGCGAAACAUCUGAGGAGAUACGUUGAGUGGUACAACUCCAGGGGAAUCAACGCCGUUACUUUCACCGUCGACGUUAGGGAUUUGCUCCGGCUAGAUCUCGGACGGAGGCUUGAACGGCGGAUAGCUGAGUUCGGGAACGAAUUGGUGAAUUGGGUAUCGGAGAAAGAAGAUGAUGGUAGAGAGAAAUGCUUGGUGUUCCAUAGUUUCAGCAACACUGGUUGGCUUGUCUAUGGUGCAUUGCUCGAGAGCUUUGUGGGUAAGCAAGACUUGGUAGAAAAGAUUAAGGGCUGUAUCAUCGACUCAGGAGGAGCAGAUCCUCUUGAUACCAAGAUUUGGGCAGCUGGGUUUACUGCUGCUAUACUGAAGAAACGUAGCUCCACCGUAAACACAGAAUCAAACUCGCAAAAGAAGGAACCUCUAGGAAUCGAAAGCCUGAUGCUGUCAUCUCUAGAGAAACUCUUCCCCAUCUUCUUAGACUUCCCUGAUGUUAACAAGAGGCUGACGAAAAUCAUCGAGAAACUCUAUGAGAACCAUCCUCCAUGUCCUCAGCUCUAUCUUUACAGCUCCGGGGACAAAGUUGUGCCGUCUCAUUCCGUAGAGUUCCGGAUCCAAGGACAAGUGAAGAUGGGGAGAAACAUUCAUUCUUUCAAUUUCGGGACGUCUCCUCACGUCGAUCACUUCAGGAGCUUUCCUGACUUGUACACCUCACAGCUUCACAACUUCUUGCAAGAGUGCUUCACUUCAAAACAGCAAGAAGCUCUGUGA
Molecule: messenger RNA, 1176 nt
Organism: Microthlaspi erraticum
Lineage: Eukaryota; Viridiplantae; Streptophyta; Magnoliopsida; Brassicales; Brassicaceae
Source: the annotation of a GenBank genome assembly